Acanthopagrus latus (yellowfin seabream) is the source of this 1950-nucleotide messenger RNA. Its product is annotated as long-chain fatty acid transport protein 1-like. The coding region runs from base 1 to 1950 and encodes 649 amino acids. The record is from RefSeq and is a predicted model, not a curated record. Lineage: Eukaryota; Metazoa; Chordata; Actinopteri; Spariformes; Sparidae. The transcript has 13 exons. Gene Ontology annotation, cellular component: plasma membrane; mitochondrial inner membrane. Gene Ontology annotation, molecular function: long-chain fatty acid-CoA ligase activity; fatty acid transmembrane transporter activity; long-chain fatty acid transmembrane transporter activity. Gene Ontology annotation, biological process: positive regulation of heat generation; adiponectin-activated signaling pathway; phosphatidylinositol biosynthetic process.
AUGAAUGUGAUGAGCGGUGUCAUGGUGUGCCUCGGUGCGCUCGGAGCGGCGGUGCUGCUCUCCCUCCCCUGGCUCGGCAGCCUGUCGGCGGGGCUCGUGGUGUGUGCGGUCUGGGGGGGAUCCUGGAAGUUCGCGUAUGUCGCUUUACGCACCAUCAGAAGAGACCUGAUGUGUCUGGUUGUUAUCCUGCGAGUGAGGUUUUCAAUGUACCGUAAUCUGCGAAAUAGAAGCACUGUCCCUGCCCUGUUUGCCCAGAUGGUGACAAAGCACCCGGACAAACCAGCUUUGAUCUACGAGGCUACAGGAGAGGUCUGGAGUUUCAGGGAGCUGCAGGAGCGAUGCCAUGCUGUGGCUCACUGGGCGCUGGCACAGGGGUGGGCCGAGGGAGACGUGGUGGCCUUGUACAUGGAGAGCGAGCCUCUAGUGGUGGCUCUGUGGCUGGGUCUGGCUAUGGUCGGCGUAGAGGCCGCACUCAUCAACUACAACCUCCGACGGAAAUCCCUGCUGCACUGUGUCGGUGUGUCUGGUGCGCGGGCAUUGGUGUUUGGGACCGAGAUGAGAGAAGCGUUGUCAGAUGUGAGCGACUCUCUGCAGCCCGACAUGGUUUUGUUCAGCAGUGGAGAGCAGGGCGAUGACGAGAAGCUCGGCAGCCUCAGAGCUCAAAACCUGGAUGUUCUGCUGGACGGUUCCCCCAAACACCCACCACGCUACACAACCAGGAAGGAUUUCAAUGACAGACUUUUCUACAUCUACACUUCUGGAACAACAGGAAUGCCAAAGGCAGCUGUGGUGGUGCACAGCCGGUAUUAUCGCAUCGCCUCUUUUGGUUUCCACUCCUUUGGGCUGUGUAAUGAUGAUAUCCUCUACAACUGCCUUCCCCUGUACCACUCUGCAGGUACCAUCAUGGGUGUAGGCCAGUGUUUGCUCUUUGGUUUGACCGUCGUCAUCAGGAGGAAGUUCUCAGCUACUCGAUUUUGGGAUGACUGUGUCAAACACAACUGCAGCGUGAUUCUAUACAUAGGUGAGAUCUGUCGUUACCUGCUGGCUCAGCCGGUCCGCUCGUCCGAAGCACAUCACCAGGUGCGCGUCGCUUUGGGUAAUGGCCUCCGUCCCUCGGUGUGGGAGGAGUUUGUCCGGAGAUUCAGAAUACAGCGAGUUGGGGAAUUUUACGGCGCCACCGAGUGCAACUGCAGCCUGAUCAACAUAGACGGAAAGGUGGGGGCGUGCGGGUUCAACAGUCGCAUCCUGCCCAGCUUUUACCCCAUCAGACUGGUCAGGAUGUGGGAGGAGACCGGAGAGCUGAUGAGGGAUUCAAAGGGACUUUGCAUACCCUGUCAGCCUGGUGAGCCAGGUAUGUUAGUGGGUCGCAUCAAUCGCAGCGAUCCUCUCAGGAGAUUUGACGGCUACAUUGAUCAGGAUUCCACCAACAGGAAAAUAGCUCACGAUGUCUUUAAGAUGGGAGACUCUGCUUAUGUCUCAGGUGACGUGCUGGUGAUGGAUGAAUACGGCUACAUUUAUUUCAGGGAUCGCAGUGGCGACACGUUUCGUUGGCGAGGGGAGAACGUUUCCACCACAGAGGUGGAGGGAGUCCUCAGCGGCCUGCUGGGACACACCGAUGUAGCUGUCUAUGGAGUGUCUGUACCAGGUGUGGAGGGAAAGGCCGGCAUGGCAGCAGUCGCUCAUGCAGGAGGCCAGUUUGACCUCGAUGCCUUCUUGACUGCCGUACAGAAAGCGCUGCCUUCCUACGCGCGGCCCGUCUUCCUCCGGCUCAUGCCAUCUGUCGACACUACAGGUACCUUCAAAAUCCAGAAGACACGGUUGCAGAGGGAGGGAUACACGCCACAAGACUCGGGUGAAGAGAUUUAUUUUCUGAACAGUCGAGCCGGGCGUUACGAGGCUGUUACUGAUGAACUAUAUAGUGCCAUCAUGGAGGGGAGAGCGUGUCUAUGA